Molecule: messenger RNA, 966 nt
Organism: Pyricularia grisea
Lineage: Eukaryota; Fungi; Ascomycota; Sordariomycetes; Magnaporthales; Pyriculariaceae
Exons: 1
Coding region: 1-966 (321 amino acids)
Biological process (GO): regulation of apoptotic process
Molecular function (GO): hydrolase activity, acting on halide bonds, in C-halide compounds
Source: RefSeq, a predicted model, not a curated record
AUGUCCGAAGGCCAUGCCCUCCCCAGAGCCUCAACCCCAUUAUCCCUGCACAAGAUCAAGGCGUUGACGUUUGACGUCUUCGGCACGACUGUGAACUGGCGAACCUCGAUCGAAUCGGCGCUGACGUCCGCACUCGACGCCAAGAUCGACUCAGCAGGUUUCGCCACGCUUCCCGCAGAGCUCCAGGCGCGCGCCAGGAACCUCCAGACCGCGGGCGGCGGCGGAAGGGACAGCAGCAUCGAUAUGAUCGCGGCGUCGGCGUCGCCCUCGAGCUUUCCGACGCCGGACCUGCUGCCAGACUGGCCUUGCGCCUUUGCCGCCGCUUGGAGGCGGAGCUACGGCCGCUUCACGCGUGGCUUCGAGCCCGGAAUCACACCGUGGAAGGACAUCGACACGCACCACCGCCAGAGCCUCGAGCGCCUGCUUGAGGAGCGAGGUCUGGCCGGCCUGUUCACUGACGACGAGUUGCUGGAGCUGAGCCGCGCGUGGCACAGGCUGGAGCCCUGGCCCGACACCCGCUUAGGGCUCGCGCGGUUGGCGAGCCGGGGUUUGGUCACGGCUGCCCUGUCCAACGGCAACCAGUCCCUGCUGCAGGACUUAAACACCUACCGCGACGGCCUCGGUUUCAACCGUCUCUUCUCUGCUGAAGACUUUGGUGCCUACAAGCCUAACCCGAGGACAUACUUGGGAGCUGUCGAGGGCUUGGGUCUGCAGCCGGAUGAGGUUGCCAUGGUGGCUGCCCACUUGGUCGACCUCAAGGGAGCGAAAGCAUGCGGCCUGCGUACCGUUUAUAUUGAGCGGGCGGGCGAGGAGGAAUGGAUCGCGUCGGAAGAGCGCUACGAGGAUGCCCGGCGAUGGGUCGACGUUUGGAUCCCCCUUGGCGGUGGCCAAGAUGGAGGUUUUGUUGAGCUCGACCAACAACUGCAAAGGCGUCAUGGAGAAAAAGAAUCAAUAGUGGCACAGUAG